Molecule: messenger RNA, 1697 nt
Organism: Juglans microcarpa x Juglans regia
Lineage: Eukaryota; Viridiplantae; Streptophyta; Magnoliopsida; Fagales; Juglandaceae
Exons: 2
Coding region: 987-1541 (184 amino acids)
Source: RefSeq, a predicted model, not a curated record
UGUCUUUGGUCAAUUAUACUAAGCCCCGUGAGUGCAUGGUUACUUGCUGAUGAUAUGUUAUUCUUUGCACCUCGAGGAGAUAUCAGGUGAGAUACAUCUCGGUGCUUCAAUCAUAGAGUACACCAAGAUUUUGUUAAAAACUGCAUGAUAUAUUUUAAGAACAUCAUGGUAGGAUCUAAGACUUUCCUUUUUCUGGGAAAUUUAAAUUCCAUCCUGCAAUAUCGAAAACAGAUACGCAGGCUGGGGGCAGGGGACCCUAACACUAAUCUAAGUAAAACAAUGGAGUUCCAAUAGAAAUUAAGGAAAAAAAAAAGAAUAUAGCUUUUUUCUUUCUUUCCAUUUUUUUGUGGAUACUUUUACAUUUUCCUUUUUUAUCAGUAAACAAAGAGAUUUAUUAAUGGUAAAGGUAGGCAUAGCCCAAGUACGCGGGACAUAUACAAGAGCGACUCCUAAGCAUGAGUGUCCAGUUAUAUGCUAGAACUACUUCUAUUGCUUUGGGGGGAAAUGUAUGAAGUUCUUUUUCUUCCAUAAGUCUUCGCUUGGAGUUAGCUGCGGCACACUGGUUCAUUCUUUUUCUAUUGAUAAAUGUACAAAGUUCUUCCAUAAAGUGGCUAAUUCACAUCGGCGUAGCAAUGCUAUUGAGAAACUUCACUUAGGUACUCAAGUGCUCUCUUCCCCCCCCCCCCCUCCCCGGAAUUAGAAAACCAUAUUGUGCAUUAUUACAAGAACCUCCUUACAGAACCGGCUUGUUGGAGGCCGAAGCUUGAUGAUUUGUUGUUUGAGACAAUUGAUUCGCAGAGUGCAAGCUGUUUGGAGAGACCUUUUGACGAAGAUGAGAUCUAUAACGUCAUUACCGGUAUGGCCAAGGACAAAGCACCGAGUUCAGAUGGCUUUUUGAUGGAAUUCUUUCAAACAUGUUGGGACGUUGUGAAAGGUGAUGUUAUGCAGGUUUUAUGUGAAUUUCACUCUUUUAAAAAGUUUGAAAAAUGCCUCAAUGCGACGUUCAUUGCUCUCAUUUCAAAAAACAUGGGGCUACGACAAUUGAGGAUUUUCGUCCUAGUCUAGUUAGUGGGGUAUACAAGAUCAUCUCGAAGGUUCUUGCUAGUCGACUAAGCCCAGUGUCGGAACAAAUUAUUUCCAAGCCUCAAAACACAUUUAUUUGUUGGAGACAAAUCCUUGACUCAGUUCUUAUUGCAAUUGAGUGUUUGGAUCAUAGAUUGAGGGAGGGAGUUUCAGGCAUCCUUUGCAAGCUUGACAUGGAAAAGGCAUGUGAUCAUGUGAAUUUGGAAUUUCUUUUAUAUUUGCUCGGUAGGUGUGGUUUUGGUGAUAGGUGGAUCUCAUGGAUUCGACAUUGUGUUGCUAGCGCUCGUUUCUCGGUUCUAGUUAACAGCACCCUUACUAAUUUUUUUGACAGUUCUCGUUGUUUGAGGCAAGGAGAUCCUUUAUUGCCCCCUUCUGUUUGUUAUAGUUAUGGAGGCACUUGGCCAGAUGGUGAAGGUCGUUGUUGGAGGAGGUUUCCUAUCCGGAUUCCAGGUGGGUAAUGGCACUAGUGGCUCUAUUAUCAUCUCAAAUCUCUUAUUUGCAAAUGAUACUUUACCCUUUUGUGAAGUGGACUAUAGCCAGAUCCAAACUCUACGAGCAUUGUUAUUCUGCUUUGAAGCAAUGUCGAGGCUUAAGGUGAGCCUUGGUAAGUCUGA